UGCUUUUGUAUUUGAUACUUGAAUGGAUAUUUGCUCUAGUUUAUGCUUCUGUAUCUAUGGAGCAUGAGCAUGACCCAAUUUAGAAUAGCAUACUACUAGUUUUACCUUAUCUUGAUAACAUAUUUAUAUACAACCAGGGAUAUAUUUUUUUUGUUAUUCGAAAAUAUGUUCUAUGUUUGGAUAUCUGAUUUUAUUUUGUUUCCUAUAUAUUUUUGAGAUGGGUGAGAUGGACAAGAACAAACCUAUGAAAAUCUCCUCCAGUGGGGUGGAGCACUAAUGGAACUAUCUGUUUAUGAAGAUGCUGAUGCUGCCAGAGAGAGACUAGCAGAUGCAAUUGUGAAGCUAAAUCUUGCUAGACAUUUGGAGGGUGGUCAGUCAUCAUCAAAAUUAUUGGCUGCGCAUGCAUUCAGACUAGAAAUUAGUCCAGAGGAUUAUCACUUAAAGCAGCUAGACAAAGAUCUUUCACGUCAUUAUUUCCAAGUCGCAAGAAACCUUGAACCAACAAAUAAACUCUAUGUCGAGUCAAAUGAGAAUGCUGUACUGGCUUUUCUCAAGAACAAGCGUACGUGGGGUACUUUAGGUGCUGGUGCUCUUGGAUUCUGUGUCUACAAGCUUGCCUUUGGCCUCGUCACUUUUCUUCUCUUGGCUGGGGGGAACUGA
Papaver somniferum (opium poppy) is the source of this 660-nucleotide messenger RNA. RefSeq lists its product as uncharacterized. The transcript has 3 exons. The record is from RefSeq and is a predicted model, not a curated record. Lineage: Eukaryota; Viridiplantae; Streptophyta; Magnoliopsida; Ranunculales; Papaveraceae. The coding region runs from base 277 to 660 and encodes 127 amino acids.